CCUCCCUCCUCCGUGUCCCGCACGCACAGGCAAUGACGGGCGUACUUUUUUUGAUGGAAGGAAAAGCUCGUCGCGUAACUGGUAACUUUAUCACCGAUUAAACGUGAUUUGUGGAUUUAAAAAAAAACAAGAGGCGAGGACUUAUGGAAAAAUGCUGAGUGGUCGCCCACUGUGCUUUUGUCUUCCCUGAGGCGCUGCAGACUCGAACAUGGAACGGGAGGGCUCGUUUCGGAGGAAUCUCCACAACCGGUUGAAGCUGGCCAGCGGCUCGUCCUCCAGCUUGACGGACCUCUCGCAGGCCAAGACGCCGUCAGGAGGAGGCGUGGAGAAGGUGGCGCUGGUGGACGACGGUACCAGGGACAAGGGGACCCAGCAGAGGAGAGCGGGAGCCAACGCCACUUGGAACAGCAUCCACAACGCAGUCAUCUCGGUGUUCCAGAAGAAGGAUUUAGGAGAAAAUGAGCUUUUCACUCUGAACGAAGGUGUCAGGCAGCUGCUGAAGACCGAGCUGGGCUCCUUCUUCACAGAGUACCUCCAAAAUCAGUUGCUCACCAAAGGCAUGGUGAUACUGCGCGACAAGAUUCGCUUUUAUGAAGGCCAGAAGCUGUUGGACUCCCUGGCUGACACCUGGGACUUUUUCUUCUGCGAUGUUCUGUCCAUGCUGCAGGCCAUCUUCUGUCCAGUGCAGGGAAAGGAGCCGUCGGUGCGUCAGAUGGCGUUGCUGCACUUCCGGAAUAUCAUCGCCCUCAACCUGAAGCUGGAGGAAGCUCUGUCGCGGCCCCGGGCUCGGGUGCCGCCCUCCAUCAUACAGAUGCUGCUCAUUCUUCAGGGUGUCCACGAGUCCAAAGGUGUCACAAAUGACUACUUGCGUCUGGAGGGUCUCAUCCAAAAGGUGGUCUCUCCUUACCUGGGGACCCAAGGGUUAUAUUCCCGAGACGGUUCCUCAAGUCAGCGCUGUUCCUCAUGUGUGUUAGCAGAGGAUCGUCCGCAGCGCUCCUGGCCGUCCAACCCCCCCGCAGUCAAGAACCCAGUGGUACGUUCCAAGAGCUACAACGUUCCCAUAUUGACCCCCGUGGUGGAGUACGAGACGGAUUCGUCCGCGGGAGGCGGCGUCGGGAUCCGGCGCCACUCCGUGUCGGAGAUGACGUCCUGCGUGGAGGACAGCGCCGCAGUGGGAGAGUCCAGCGCUGAGCACUCGGGUACCUCAAGCCAGAACCCCAAGAUCCCGAGAUCUCUGGUGUCCGACACCCCUAGGAUUCUGGCCCGAGACAUCAGCUCCAAUCCCAGCCCGUCGUCCAGUCCGGAGAUGAGCGUGGAUCACGGCUCCGCCCCCGACGGCAUUUUUCUGGACUUCUCACAAGCUCAAUCUGGAGGUGCAACAUGCAGCUGCAGCAGACAGAACGUGGCCCGACAGGUGACUUGAGGACAUCUUUUAUUUUAUUUUUAAAAAGAUGAUUUAGAAGGAAGAUUGAAGUUGUGGUUGACAUUAUCGUUACGGAACUAUUUUCGGAAUCAUGGCUCAACCUCACUGGCAGUCAUGCUAAUUUAAGCCAACCUGAAUGAAGCCAAUCAAUUUGCAUUUUGGAUUACUUGCUGAUUGAUUGGCAUAAAGUGGAGGUCAAGCCCCGGCUCCUUUUGUCUAAUUAAAGUCAUCAGUAUUGAUUA
Molecule: messenger RNA, 1665 nt
Organism: Hippocampus zosterae (dwarf seahorse)
Lineage: Eukaryota; Metazoa; Chordata; Actinopteri; Syngnathiformes; Syngnathidae
Product: proline-rich protein 5-like
Exons: 10
Coding region: 209-1423 (404 amino acids)
Biological process (GO): TORC2 signaling
Cellular component (GO): TORC2 complex
Source: RefSeq, a predicted model, not a curated record